This is a messenger RNA of Ruditapes philippinarum (Manila clam), 1860 nucleotides long. RefSeq lists its product as uncharacterized. Bases 609 to 1256 code for a protein of 215 amino acids. The record is from RefSeq and is a predicted model, not a curated record. NCBI's taxonomy places the organism in Eukaryota, Metazoa, Mollusca, Bivalvia, Venerida, Veneridae. The transcript has a single exon. Gene Ontology annotation, biological process: signal transduction.
UGGAAUAAUGAUAGAGUUAACUUAGAUUGCAGUGAUCCUAGUAAUGAAAUAUCCCAUUUUCCUAACAAGGAGUACAUGAGCAGACUAGUUAGCAUGAACUUGACUGGAAAUGAUAUACGGACAAUUGAUAAUAGUGCUGCAGAAAAUAUUGGUGAAGGUGUUCACAUUGAUAUAAGUGGUCAAUUAUUGAAGUAUUUACCUGACUCUUUCCGUAAAUUGAAUCCAAACAGAAUAACAUUUGGUAUGAAUCCAGUUGAAUGUAACUGCGACAAUGUAUGGAUAGGAGAUUGGAUUAGAAAUAACCGGGCACAUGGAAAUCUGAAAUGUUCGACAAGUAAAGGUUUGGUUCCAGCUGAAGAUAUUUCCUCGGAAUUCUUAGAUUGUCUUGCAACGGUGACAGUUCCUUAUUUUGUUCCGGUUCUUCUUGGUUUGGUAUUUCUUUUAUUGUUUACAUUUAUUGUGUUAUCGUAUUAUUUUAGAUAUGAGAUUCUGCUCUUGAAACGAAAACUUUUCGAUAAAAAAGCUAAACCUGACGACUUUGAAUACGAUGCAAUGUUCUCAUUUUCUGAAGACAAUAUGGAGGUUUUCCGCUGGAUUGACGUGGGAUCAUGCCUGCACUUCGCAGAGAAGGGUACUCGGUUUUUGUUCCGUUUUACGAUAUCUCGUUUGGCAAUAAAAAAGAGGACCAUCUUACUGAGGGCAUAAAUAAGAGCAGAAACUAUGUGGUAUUUCUCUGUAGCAAAUAUCUUUGCGAUGAAAGCUCUGUUCAAGAAUUUGAAAUAUUAUGGAAACAGUUCUAUUCGAACGCUUCUAAAAACAUUAUUGUUGUAAAUUUUGACAAUUUCUCAAGUUCAGAAAUUAAGAAUAAGCAAUUACGUGCUUUCAGAAGAAUUGCAGACGAUGUUAAUUUCAUAGACAGAGAAAUAAAAAUUUUAGAGCGCAUGAAGCAACGUAUUGGUCCUCCGCGAAACAAACCUUUGAAUGUCAUUGUAACUGUUGAUGAGUUUCAGACAAGUUCCAAAGAUGCCUGUGAGAUAAAGAAUGAUAUAGUUGAUAAAGAAAUGAAAACUGUACAACCCAAAACGGUGCACGAACGUCUUGCGCAACCGAAAAAGACUAUAUGUAAUUGCCGAUACAGGAAAUGCUAUUUAUGCGCAACGGAUAUGAACAGUGAGAGGAAGUUAAGAAAUAGUACUUUAUCAGUAGGAAUAACAAGACAUAGAUGCUUUGGAAAAAAAACAUAUCCUAUGAACUAAAACCAAAUGCUCUAAGAAAGACAGAGGCACUACGCGUUUUGUACCAGCUUGUUUUUAAGGCAUCUUUCAAUUCGAAUUAUCACAAAUACAAAUACAAAUUAAUCAUGCAACGUUUUUGUUCAUCUUAAGUCUUUUGUUAAAUGCAUUCAAAGAAAACUGCUUUUAUUUUAUUUGUAUUGUUUAAAUAUUGUGUUAUUUUUUUUUACUUUAAUGGUAUAAAGCCAUAUCUAAUGAGAAUUUUUUUUUCAAUUUGAUAAAAUAAAGUGACUUUUUUCCAUAAUCUUAUGGAUAGAAUGUUCCAGAACAAAAUAUUAUGUAUAUUGCAAAGGUUUAAACCGUUUAGCAAUGGUUUUGUGCAUGAGCCAUCCGCUUUUAAAGAAAUAUACAAGCAUAUUUAUUUCAGACACCCUGGCAUUUUGGAAGUAUUUGUUUAAAAAUUUCAAACACGAGUGCAUGUAUUUGUAGAAGACAUAUAGCUUUAUAAACUUCAUAGGUAUCAACUGUGCUAUGUAAUAUAUUUGUGGAAAGCUUUCAUUUAUUAUGUUAAACCAAACGAGUUUGAAAAAUCACGUGGUUCUUAAUAAAGUGAAUUGUCUUGUGAGAA